This is a messenger RNA of Schistosoma intercalatum, 2312 nucleotides long. The record is from the annotation of a GenBank genome assembly. NCBI's taxonomy places the organism in Eukaryota, Metazoa, Platyhelminthes, Trematoda, Strigeidida, Schistosomatidae.
AUCGUAUGUUUGUGGCCUUAGUGCUAUAGAGCCGCAAAAUUUUAAAACUUGGUUUUGUAACAUUAGCAACACGCUGAGGUAGAGACGACCUUUGCUUUUAAAUUGUUGGUUCAUUGGUCGAUUGGAUCAAUACAUUUAAUUGGAACGUUACAGUUUGUUGGAGGCCAAUUGAGUCGCGGAUCUGUACGCAUCUCAUAGGGGGGGGGUUGACCCUGAAGACAAUUCCAGCCAACUGAUCGAGUUGCACAUUACAGUUUAUUUAUCCCCUGGACUAAGCUUGUAACCUGUUUAUGUCGUGUUCACAGAUUGCCGUAGAGUGCACUAGAGAACGAUUUAGCCUCGUAUAUCCCCAUCCUAACGUUUUUUAUCAAUGCAGGUACAUAUGUUUUAGUCGAGGCAAUGCAUUUGCAAUAUAUCGAUGUAUUUUUGCUUCCUUGUUCGCAACUCUACUCAUCCUGGAUUAUGUAUGGAUAAUUCUACGUGAUCCGAAAUUUCCAGACUUUCUAUCCUGGUGUUUGGAUGCAUCUCAGUGGGCUUUAUUAGGCACAGCUGUAUGUUAUAUAAUAUUGGCAUGUAAUGCGGUGUGCAUAUCUAGACGAAAUGGGGAAUCAAACAACGAAACUACGAUUCCUUAUAAAUUUGUUUGGCUAUUAUAUACAUGCAGCGUGAAUUGCGUGUAUUCAACAAUGACACUGCAUUGGAUGUUUAGUGGUCAUCAAUCUUCCCUUGAACAAACAUUGAAACAUAGCAUACCUGGUUGUUUAAUAUUAAUGGAUUUAUUUUUAAACAGUAUCCCAUUAUAUAUAUGUCAUACAUUCUAUCCUGUAAUUGUACAUCUAAUCUAUUUGGCUGUUGCAACAUUAAGCCUAUAUUUAGCGUAUACAAUUGGUAAUCUGGAUAAAACUACACCGUUUCCUUCAAAUCCAACUGUAUUCAUUGGUGGACAUGCAUUGUUACCAAAUGGUUAUCAAGAUUUUUCAAAUAUACCACGUAUAUUUAUCGUUUUGUUAGGAGCUAUCUUUAUUGGUAUUAUGAUACAUUGUAUUCUAUUAACAUUAGUCAUCACUCGAGAUUUUCUUGCAAGUUUAUGUCAACAAAGUACUACUGUAUGGUAUGAUUCUAAUGAUGAUGUAACAUAUUUAAUGGAUAACAGUACAACUACACUAGAUCUGUUAAGUCGACAGUCAUCAUCAUCAACUGGUGUACACAAUUUAAAUGAAAAACUAAAAUGGUAUCAUCAAUUGGAAAUAGAAAUUUCAUGGAAAUUAACUGAAGUUUGUAUAUUAAUCAACAAGGUUUACACUGCUAUUCAAUGCUCCUUUAUUAUUGCUGCUACUUAUCUAUGUUAAUGAAUUGAUAAUUUUAACCUGAUUAAACCUAUCCAUAAUACAUAUCAUUCAUGGCAAGACUAUAAUUUAUGGACAAACCAAUCAGAUAUAAAAUAAAAUGUCUUAGAUUUUGGCACGAAAUUCAUUCAUCCAUUUGAUUAAAAAGCGUUCUUGGCACUUUAGCUGAUGUCAGUUCGUGAUAAAAAUCAUAAAUCUAAUUCCUAACCCUUAAUCAUCAACAGUAAAUCUUAAUUCUAGUUCCUCACCAUAAUUUAUAACACUCAUUUGGUCCUAGUUAGUAUAUGGACUUUCUCAAGAUCACUUUAGUGUCGCUCAAAGGUUGUCCAUAAAUUGUAUUCUCACCUGUAAAUCAAUUUAAUUAAAAUAUUUUAAUGAAUCUUCUUUUCAAGUACAUUUUAUCAUUUGUAUUAGGGUUUUUAUUUAUUUAUUUAUUUAUUGUAAAACAAUAAAACAGGAUCAAACCUCCAACAUGAAUUCAUUUUAUUAUCCUUUCGUUAUCUUUCUUAUAUUUUAUUAAUUUGUUUUUUUAAUUAAGAACUGUUUGAACAUUGAACCAGAUAUUUAUCAGUGUGAUAUUCCCUCAUAUAUCGGAUCCAUUCAUUCAUCUCUAGUUGAUAAGAUUUUCUGAUUACAAUGAAACAUAAACUGACACUGAUGUACAGUUAUUUGUUAGAAAAUAAUAUGAUAUGGUAAACAUGAUUGAUGAUAUUUUAUGUUGAUUUACUCUUUUCAGUGAACAAUGAUACGUGUAUCAAUGAAUGAUUUCCCCACAUUUGUAUAUAUAUGUCUGUUGAUUCGUGUAGUAUUCCUGUUUUACAGUUCUAGCUAUUACAUAUAUGACUAUUUAUGUUAUGAAUUGAAAUUGAAUCGAGUAUAGUUUAGUAUUGCAGUUGUAUAAAUUUAUGGAAUUCAUGAUUAUUGUAAUACAUAGUUCAUUACAGCCAUAAAUGAUAUGCAAAAUUU